Molecule: messenger RNA, 420 nt
Organism: Fusarium poae
Lineage: Eukaryota; Fungi; Ascomycota; Sordariomycetes; Hypocreales; Nectriaceae
Exons: 1
Coding region: 1-420 (139 amino acids)
Source: RefSeq, a predicted model, not a curated record
AUGGCGCCUUCAAGAUUGAUUAUUCGGCCUGUAGCUCGCAUGCCUUUUAGGCUUUGUCAACAACGUCUCGCGAGCACAAAGCCGAAUCCAAAACAUGUCUAUUCUGAUGGCAACCUUGGCGGUCCUGGAGGUCAACAACCUCCACCUCAAGCACCGGGCGGUCCAGAAGCCCUCAAGAGGAAUUGGUACAAUGACCGUUUUACCAAGAAACUGACUAAAACUGACACUAUCAGGCCACCCAUCGCUGCUGCUGCUGCCGUACUAGCAGGAGGUUUUUGGAUCAUGCUCCCCAGGAAAGGAAAUCCACCCGAGAUGACGCUACAGUCCUACAAGGACCUGAAGAAUCUCGACAGCCCCGAGGGGCUGAAGGAGCUCAGUGGGCGAAAGCCUAAUCCGCUGGGUGGUUUUAGAGCUGACUGA